This is a messenger RNA of Lasiosphaeria miniovina, 465 nucleotides long. RefSeq lists its product as uncharacterized. The record is from RefSeq and is a predicted model, not a curated record. Gene Ontology annotation, cellular component: mitochondrial inner membrane. The coding region runs from base 181 to 366 and encodes 61 amino acids. The transcript is spliced from 4 exons. NCBI's taxonomy places the organism in Eukaryota, Fungi, Ascomycota, Sordariomycetes, Sordariales, Lasiosphaeriaceae.
GGUGGACCUACGGAUAGUUUGUGCCUUAAUUUCAAGGCGUCGGUAACGGAGCGAAGUGCCAGACGAACUGCUUCGGGGCCUCUGACUUCACCUAACCCCGUGAAUCCGACGACCGGAACACAACACAAUCCCCAGAGCUUUCCUCGCUCGCGAUACCCCCCAUCCGUAACGACGAGCGCAAUGGCCGAACCAACGAGCGCAAGGCCAACUUUCCGGCAGAGGGGAGCUUGGUACUUCAAACAACCCGGCCUCGUUUACAAGGCUUUUGGCACAGGCCUCGGGGCAAGCAUGUGGUUUUUCCUAUUCUACCGGGCGAAGAAAGACGGCGCCGUCCUCCUCGGCUGGAAGCACCCGUGGGACCACUAAGCAAAAAAAACGAGACUGGGGAUGGCUAGGCGGGAGGCAUUGUAUUGUACAUAUCACGCAGCACCUUAUACGGGCGUCAAGCGUCGAACCUUGGGGUGU